This is a messenger RNA of Musa acuminata AAA Group (dessert banana), 3563 nucleotides long. Its product is annotated as zinc finger CCCH domain-containing protein 53. NCBI's taxonomy places the organism in Eukaryota, Viridiplantae, Streptophyta, Magnoliopsida, Zingiberales, Musaceae. Gene Ontology annotation, molecular function: metal ion binding; RNA binding. Bases 774 to 2978 code for a protein of 734 amino acids. The transcript has 9 exons. The record is from RefSeq and is a predicted model, not a curated record.
GGGACCCGGCGCACGACGAAUGGGGGUGUAAAGACGGGGAACCUGGCAGCAAUGGAGAAAGGACUGAUGGCGUAUGUGUGAGAAUGAGAGCAGGGCCAGAGGACGAAAGAAAGAGAAGGCAAGAUUGGAACUUUGAGCUUAUCCAUGGGAAAGAACAAUGGAGACACUUCCGGCCAGCUGCUAGUAGCCACAGCGGAGGAGGAGGAGGAGUCGCCGCUGGGUGGAUGGUGGCGGACGUGGUGACCGUAGCGAGCUGAGCUCCACCAGUCCAAUCAAAGCAACAACCACCACCAGUAGCAGCAGCAGCACCACCUCGGGAAUGGAGUCACCGCGGAAGAGAGAGAAAGGGAGGGGCGCACUCCGGUGAAACAGCGAGGAGAAAAACAAGGGAAAGCAGCGUUCUUUUUCUCUUUGAAAUUGAGAGUUUGUAGCUGAGCCGAGCCCUCUCUCUCCUCUGUUCUCAGCGUCUGGGAACGCCAGUGGAGAGUCUUGCAUUAAAUUGGCAGCAAAAGAAUCGUUUAUUUUCUUUCUUCUUUCUUUUAUUUUCUUCUUUUUCCUUUGUUUUCUUCUCGCUUAUCCUCUUUCUCGCUGAACACUGUCCCCCUCCCUUCCUUUUAAAACCAACGCCAAAAUUGUUCGCUUUCCUUUUACAUCUGUCUUCCUUACCUUUUCCUACUUCUCCCUCUUCUUGUCAAAAACACAAAAAGUGGGAACUUGGUGGCAAUAGCUCCAAGGUCGUGUUUGUGGGAGAUUUGGUUGCUUAAUCGAACCAAAUGGACGCCUUCGAGGCGACUCAGGUGGUAUUCUCGCGGAUUCAGAGCUUGGAUCCGGAGAACGCCGCCAAGGUCAUGGGGCUCUUGUUGAUCCAGGACCACGGCGAGGAGUUGAUAAGGCUGGCCUUUGGCCCCGACGCGCUUCUCCAGUCGGUGGUCCUCAAGGCCCGGAAGGAGCUCGGCCUCCUCCCGCCGGCCACUUCCCCGUCCGCCGCCGCCAGCGCCGCUCCUUACGCGUCCCUCCUCGGCCGGCAGGGUUUUUCUGCUCGGUUCUUCGGCGGCGGCGCUGGCCCCCUCGCCGAGAGCUCGUCCCCCUCGUGGGCUCCGCCCUCCGUCUUCUCCCGCACCAAUAGCAACGCUGGUGGCGCCGGCGAUGAGCUCCAGAGCUCGGAUGAGCUCGAGAACGCGAGCAAUCCGGCGCCGACGCAGUUCUAUGACGGUAGUGGCGAUGGAGCGGAUCUUAUAGACGAGUUCCAGCUACAGGAUCAACUCUCCUUUUUGAACGAUGGCGCAGCCACUGCCGCCCACGGCCUCCAGAUCGGUCCAAAGAGGGACCUUUUUUACCAGGAGCUGGACGGGAACUUCCGAAGCCCGAGCAGCCACGGGGAAAACGCGCUCUUUCCUUACUCCGGUGGCUGGGCCUCUGCUGCAGGGAACCACCGCCGGAGCUGCUCGGCCACUGACAACUACCUCGGCUCGGAAGCUGCCGGGUUGGGGUGGAAGCCCUGCCUCUACUUUGCGAGAGGGUAUUGCAAGAACGGGAACAGCUGCCGCUUUCUCCAUGGGCAACCAGACGACUCCAACGCUGCCAUGGCCGGCGGCGGCACGGUGGACGCCGCUCUUGAGCAGCAGUGCCAGGAAUUGCUGUUGAGGUCUAAGAGCCCGAGGCAGUUAGCGGCGUCCGCCUUCCCUUACUCCCCCACAGGGUCGGUGCCGGCGUCGCCUUCAGGCACGAAUAAAAGCAUGAACUUUCUCGUCCAGCAGCAGAGUGAGAGUCAAAGGGCGAUGGCAGCCGCGACGGCUGCAGCUCUUAUGCUGGGAGGCAAUGGGAGCCACAAGUUCAUGGGGCGACCUUGGAUGAUGGAAAAGAGCGAUUUUGCUACCGGCAUGGCAAAUCCUGGCUCAAGGCAGAUCUACCUCACAUUCCCAGCCGACAGCACCUUCAGGGAAGAAGACGUCUCCAAUUACUUCAGCAUCUACGGUCCGGUGCAAGACGUAAGGAUCCCUUACCAGCAGAAGAGAAUGUUUGGAUUCGUGACCUUCGUCUACCCAGAGACAGUAAAGCUAAUCUUGGCCAAAGGCAACCCCCAUUUUGUCUGUAAUGCUCGAGUUCUCGUCAAGCCUUACAAGGAGAAGGGCAAAGUCCCCGACAAGUACAGAAAGCAGCAGCAACCGCAAGCUGAGAGAGGUGACUUCCCUGGGUGUACAACUCCUACUGGCUUGGACACCCGAGAUCCCUUUGACUUCCCGCAACUUGGAUCUAGGAUGAUGUUCAACAACAGCAUCAACCAGGAGGCACUGCUGAAGAGGAAACUAGAGGAGCAGAAGCAAGUAGCAGAACUCCAACAAGCGAUCGAGCUACAAAACCGGCGAUUCAUGGGCCUGCAGGUCCUCGACCUCAAGAACCGAAACCACUUCAAUUCCAUCGCUACCACGACCACCAACAAUAUUACCAGUCCUAUCAUUGCCACGACUCAAUCUAAUGGUGGAAGUAGCACUUCCCAGGAAGAACCAACAUGCCAAAAUAAGAACUCGAAUCCUGUUGCAGCAGCAGCUGCUGUUUCAGUGGCAGCAGAGCCACUGCAGAAGGCUGCUCAGCAGUCGGCAGUCAAAUCACAGAAGCCUGAUUCUGUUGAUAAAAGAGAAUCUUGUGACGGUGAGCCAACCUGCAAAGUUGCAGAUAUUGGCUUCCAACAAAGCUGCAGCAGCGUGGAGCAUAACCUGCCGGAUAGUCCCUUUGCAUCACCCACGAGAGCUUCUUCUUCUUCUUCUUCUUCUACCUUCAUGGGACCCGCUUUCUCAGCUGCACUGCCUGCCGAAGAAAACCUAGUCGAAGCUGCUUCGCUCUUCGGUACUGGCAACAACCGACUCAUCUCCUCCACCCUCUUCCCGUCCACCACCACCACGCUUGACAUGCCAUCCCUCAACGCCUGCUUCUUCCAUUUGCCCAGGCUUUCAUCUGACCAAGGAGCUGUAGGAAUGUGAAUAAUGGAGAAGACCAUGAACUUUUGGAAAGAGAAGGUAAAGUAUACUUGGUAACGGAGUUAUAGGUUGUUUCCCUAAUCCUUAGUAUGGAGUUAAAGAUCACUGUUAUCCUUUUUAGGUUUAGCCAUAGAUUACAUAUAGAGAGAGAGAGAACUACGUACCUUCAUUCCCUUCACACCCAAGAAAAAGGACCAUAAGCUAUAUCAUCAAAGUUGUAUUACCGUAGUAUCAUCGUACUUCUACUACGAGUUAUGGUUGUGAAGUUGCCCUUCACCUUCCCCACAAGCAGCGAGUACAGACACCAAACAGAAGAAGACAAAGGCCACACUUGACAUCAGGAAAGGACAGCAGCGGUAAGGACCGAGCUAUCAGAGAGGAGAACGUGAGAGAGAGAGAGAGAGAGUGGAAUCAUCAUCAUCACACCAUGACCCACUGUCCUUUCUCCUGUAUCCUUCUCCUUUCUCGCUAAGCUUUUCCUUGUCUAAUUCUUUUUCUUUCUCUCUUUCUUUCUUUCUUUCUUUCGAGUGUUACUGUAGAAUGUCACAAAGAAAAGCAAAGGAAACCGACAAAAAGUUGCUGCUCUUC